AUGGCUGGUGGUGGAUUUACCGAUGCCGGAGGCAGAAGGGCUCAUCUUUACGAGUACAAGAUUACAGGCUACUUCGUCUUUUCCUGUAUAGUCGGUGCUAUGGGCGGCUCUCUAUUCGGCUACGAUCUUGGCGUUUCCGGUGGCGUGACAUCGAUGGACGACUUUCUACUAGAGUUCUUCCCGCGUGUAUAUGCCAACAAACACGCGCAUCUUAAAGAGACAGAUUACUGCAAAUACGAUGAUCAGAUAUUAACGUUGUUCACUUCGUCUCUGUACUUUGCCGCCCUGGUUUCCACAUUUUUUGCUUCGAGUCUAACAAAGAACAAAGGCAGAAAAGCCAGCAUCAUCGUCGGAUCUAUAAGCUUCUUUGUGGGAGCUGUCAUCAAUGCGGCUGCAAUGAACAUUGCCAUGUUACUCAUUGGGCGUAUCCUUCUUGGUGUUGGCAUCGGAUUUGGUAACCAAGCCGUUCCAUUGUAUCUUUCUGAAAUGUCUCCGGCAAAAGUACGAGGAGCGGUAAACCAACUAUUUCAGUUAACAACUUGUUUGGGAAUUUUGGUUGCAACCUUGGUGAACUAUGGCACCGAGCAGCUGCAUCCAUGGGGAUGGAGGUUGUCUCUUGGUUUAGCCACAGUUCCAGCAACACUAAUGUUUAUCGGAGGCGUCUUGUGCCCAGAGACACCAAACAGCCUGGUGGAACAAGGCAGAAUGGAAGAAGCGAGAACCAUACUCGAGAAGAUCAGAGGCACCACUAACGUAGACGCAGAAUUUGAAGAUAUGAUUGAGGCAAGCACAGAGGCUCAAGCUAUAAAGAACCCAUUCCAAAAUCUAUUGCUAAGAAGGAACAGACCUCAGCUUGUGAUUGGGGGUAUAGCUAUUCCUGCUUUCCAGCAACUAACUGGGAAUAACUCAAUCCUCUUCUAUGCUCCAGUUAUCUUUCAGAGUUUAGGGUUUGGAAAUGGCGCUUCAUUAUACUCGUCUGUUAUUACCAGUGUUGCCCUCGUCGUGGCUCCUCUCAUCUCAAUGGCCGUCGUCGACAAAUUUGGCAGAAGAGCCCUAUUCUUGGAAGCCGGUGCUGAAAUGCUAAUCUACUUGGUGGCUGUUGCAGUGGUUUUGGCAUUAGAAUUCGGAGAAGGGAAGCAACUCUCAAAAGGGGUAAGCAUAUUUCUGGUGAUAGUGAUAUUCUUGUUUGUGUUGGCGUAUGGAAGAUCGUGGGGUCCACUGGGGUGGCUAGUUCCGAGCGAGCUCUUUCCUCUGGAGAUAAGGUCGUCGGCACAAAGCGUGGUGGUGUGCGUGAACAUGAUCUUCACGGCGUUGGUAGCUCAGUUCUUCCUGAUCUCACUGUGCCAUCUCAGAUAUGGAAUCUUCUUGCUGUUCGCGGGGUUCAUUGUGAUCAUGAGCAUGUUCGUAUUAUUCUUGUUGCCGGAGACAAAGAAAGUUCCCAUUGAGGAGAUAUAUCUUCUAUUUCAGAACCAUUGGUUCUGGAAAAGAUUUACAGAGGAUGACCCUUCGCAAUCGCUUCAAAAUAGUAUUGCCUAG
Molecule: messenger RNA, 1536 nt
Organism: Neltuma alba
Lineage: Eukaryota; Viridiplantae; Streptophyta; Magnoliopsida; Fabales; Fabaceae
Product: sugar transport protein 14-like
Exons: 4
Coding region: 1-1536 (511 amino acids)
Biological process (GO): monosaccharide transmembrane transport
Cellular component (GO): membrane
Molecular function (GO): monosaccharide transmembrane transporter activity
Source: RefSeq, a predicted model, not a curated record